This is a messenger RNA of Aplysia californica (California sea hare), 1874 nucleotides long. Its product is annotated as MAU2 chromatid cohesion factor homolog. Gene Ontology annotation, biological process: mitotic sister chromatid cohesion; maintenance of mitotic sister chromatid cohesion. The record is from RefSeq and is a predicted model, not a curated record. Gene Ontology annotation, cellular component: SMC loading complex; chromatin. Lineage: Eukaryota; Metazoa; Mollusca; Gastropoda; Aplysiida; Aplysiidae. Gene Ontology annotation, molecular function: double-stranded DNA binding; protein binding.
AAUCAGCCCCAACAUGCGAAACCUAUACUGCUCAAGGCAAUUGAACUCUCUCAGCAAGCCCCGUACUGGCAUUGUCGCCUUCUAUUUCAGUUAGCCCAACUUCAUACAGCGGAGAAGGACUGGCUAGCGGCAAUGAACAUGAUGGGCAUCGGAGCAGACUACGCCUUGUCGGUGAGGUCUGAGUACACUCGCUUACUCUUCAUGCUCAGCAGGGGCAUGAUUGGCUUAAUCAGCAAAAACAUUCCCGUUGUGAAUGAGAGCAUGACACAAGCAGGCCGCCUCAUUGAGUCCUUCACCGGCAGCUCUUUACACAAGGAAUAUCUCAAAGUGUUCUUCCUUGUGCUACAAGUUUGUCACUAUCUCAUAGCUGGCCAGGUAAAGAGCGUCAAACCAGUGCUGAAACAGCUACAGCAAAGUAUUCAGACCAUCGCACACAACCACUCUGAUGAUGAGCCCCUUGUGACAAAUCCUGCCGAAAUGUUCCAGUGGCUCCCGAAGGAACAUAUGUGCAUUCUCGUGUACUUGGUGACUGUCAUGCACUCCAUGCAAGCGGGAUACAUGGACAAGGCUCAGAAAUAUACCGACAAAGCUCUCAUGCAGAUAGAAAAGCUGAAAUUCAUGGAUAGCAAUCCGUUGCUGUCCUCGUUCCAGCUCAUGUUGUUGGAACACAUCAUCAUGUGUCGACUCAUCAUGGGAAAUAAAUCUGUGGCAAUCCAAGAGAUAUUUCAAGCCUGUCAUGUGUGCCAGCAGCAGCCCCGGCUGUUUACCACCCAUGGUGCACAAGUUCACACACUCAUUGGGCUGUAUGCUAUGUCAAUGAACUGCAUGGAAGCUGCAGAAGCUCAGUUCAAAACGGCAGUUAAGAUGACGGGUGCCGCAGACUUAAUCAACUUUAUCAACCUGAACCUUGCCAUUGUCUACCUGCGGACCAAUCAUCAGGCAGAACUGCUCGGUUUGGUGGAGUCAAUCAACCCUGAAACAAUGCCCACUGGGUCUCAUACUUUGAAGGCAGCAGCGUACUAUGUCAAAGGUCUGCAGUUUUUCUUCCAGGCAAACUUUACGGAUGCCAAGCGCUGUUUGAGGGAGACUCUGAAGAUGGCAAACGCUGAGGAUUUGAACCGACUGACGUCCUGCUCUUUGGUGCUACUGGGCCACAUUUUUCUGUCCUUGGGAAACACGCAGGAAGCCAUGAAUCUGGUGACUCCGGCUAUGCAGCUGGCUGGGAAAAUUCCCGAUGUUCACGUGCAGUUGUGGGCGUCGUCACUCCUCAAAGAUCUGUACCAUCAGUGUGGAGACUCGGUGAAUGAAGCAGAGGGCUACCGCAUGCACACAAGCUUCUCCCAGGCUCUUCUCAAAGAUCAUUUUCAGUCAUCCAAGAUGCCGGAACAUGGCAUUAUUCAGUGGACAGAUGGGCCAUGUCCUUUCCACCUGAGCAGCUCGGCCUCAACGUCGACAGCCAUGCUGUAGCCAGAGAGCAGCGUUCUUCGGUCAGUUGUUGGCCAAGAGUACCAUGUAGCUUUACCGUAGCAGUCGCAACCCAGUGAAACGUCGAUGGUAGGCCCUCUGGAUCUACCGUAUGUACGACGACUAAGUGCACAGUUCAUUUGUCCCGGAUAUCCGGACGGCUUCCGUUGAGUGCAGCGGCUAAAAUGGACAUAUAUAUUGGUGUCGUGUGUAAAGAGGAUGUGUUCAUCUGAGGUCAUACCUUGUGGGAUUGCAUAACAGAACACGCCUGUGUGCUCAGGCUGGUGGGAAACGUUAACUGUUGGUGUUUGUUGGUAUCAUCAAAGGGGAGUUGAUGUCUUUAGGCCAUUCCCAAAGGGGAGGACAUUAACAUCUCGAGUUCUUAAGCACAGUAGAAUUGUAAUUGUUAA